AUGCCCGACGACUACUCCUUCACCGGCGGGGGUCUAAAGCUCAAAGGAGCCUCCACCGGCGCCGGCAUUACCAAAAAGAAAAAGAAGAAGAAGGUUCCCGCUCCCACCACUUCAACAUCUCCAUCUCCAUCUCCAUCCACCGCCACGACCACACUCCAAAACGCCUUAAAAGACGAAGAUGCUGCGAAGCCCACUUCCGACGAAACAGGGACGAGCGAAGACCAAUUGAAAUCUCUAGAUCCCCGCGACGCAUCUGGGAAAACCGCAUCGGAGCGUGCGCAUGAGGAGAUGAGGAGGAGGAGGCUCAACGACCGCCUCAAGCGCGAAGGCGUCAAAACCCACAAAGAGCGCGUCGAGGAACUAAACAGAUAUCUCAGCACCCUAAGUGAACAUCACGAUAUGCCCAAGAUCGGACCCGGAUAAUGCGUUUAUUGUCUUCCAAACAUAUACACACAUGCACACAAAUACACUAUUUACGAACUUCGAACUUCGAAUUUCGAAUUGCGAAAGAAGAAAGAAGGAAGAAGGAAGAAAGGGGAGUCUGGAGUUUCACGGAGUUCGAUGAGAGCACUCAUUAGCAGUGACUACACGAUUUAAUUCAACUUUACUUUUCUCGACUUUAUUACAUUUUGAUCUCCCUCCAACCUCGCAAACAUCACAUCGAAACCGGAAUCAGAUGCAAAAAAAUAAAAACUAGACCAGCCAAAAAAUCAAACUUAGGUUUCUGAGCCCACGAAUCUAAUUCCAAUGCUCAAGAUAGGUACUGUUCCAAUAAACGAUCAUAUGGCACAGCCGAAAAUGAUGGAUGGCUCGCGCGAAAGAGGGAGAGAUGUGCAUAUACCCCAACCUUUGAAAUAAUAUAAACAUAUACCAUUAUAAAUCAGAAAAUUUCAAAAUUUCUACAAGCUACAACUAUAUCGUUACGAGGAGAUCUUCUUC
Botrytis byssoidea is the source of this 939-nucleotide messenger RNA. RefSeq lists its product as uncharacterized. Lineage: Eukaryota; Fungi; Ascomycota; Leotiomycetes; Helotiales; Sclerotiniaceae. The record is from RefSeq and is a predicted model, not a curated record. Bases 1 to 423 code for a protein of 140 amino acids. Gene Ontology annotation, cellular component: nucleolus. The transcript is spliced from 2 exons.